UGCUGUUCCGGGCGGUGGGUGACUGGGGGGGGGUCCCUGACCCCCCUUUUGCCACCCCCCGCGAGGUGGCCACAGCGGCUACCAUGGGACGCACGGCCACUGACCUCGGUGCCGACUUUGUCCUCGCCCUCGGGGACAACUUCUACUACCAGGGUGUGCGGGACGAGUGGGACCCCCGCUUCCAGGAGACCUUCGAGCAGGUGUUCACGGCCCCGGGGCUGCGGGAGCUGCCCUGGUUCGUGCUGGCCGGAAACCACGACCACGCUGGGAACGUCACUGCGCAGCUGGCGUACAGCCACCACUCCCCUCGAUGGCACUUCCCGCACUACUACUACAGUCUGCGCCUCUCCCUGCCGGGCACCAACGCCUCGGCCCGGCUGCUGGUGCUGGACACGGUGCUGCUCUGCGGCGGCGCGGAUGACUUUGGGGCAGGGGGUGCCCCCAGGGGCCCCCGGGAUGCAGGGGCGGCAGCAGCGCAGCUGCCCGCCCCCGCCUCCCUCUGUGGCCACGACCACAACCUGCAGUUCCUGGAGGAGGGGGGAGUGGGCUACGUGGUGAGCGGCGCCGGCAACUUCAUGGAGGCAUCCCAGCAACAUGCAGGGGCCGUGCCCCCCGGCUCCCUCCGCUUCUUCUUCGGGGCGCCCGCAUCCCCCGGUGGCUUUGCCCACCUGCGCCUGGAUGCCCACGCGGCCACCAUCACCUUCCUGGAGGCCACUGGCCGCGUCCUCUACCGCGUGGCCCUGCCCCCCCGCAACCUGUGA
This is a messenger RNA of Nipponia nippon (crested ibis), 761 nucleotides long. The record is from RefSeq and is a predicted model, not a curated record. NCBI's taxonomy places the organism in Eukaryota, Metazoa, Chordata, Aves, Pelecaniformes, Threskiornithidae.